Hyla sarda is the source of this 856-nucleotide messenger RNA. It is a transcript of the gene GPX4, whose product is annotated as glutathione peroxidase 4. The transcript has 7 exons. Gene Ontology annotation, molecular function: glutathione peroxidase activity. The record is from RefSeq and is a predicted model, not a curated record. NCBI's taxonomy places the organism in Eukaryota, Metazoa, Chordata, Amphibia, Anura, Hylidae. Gene Ontology annotation, biological process: response to oxidative stress.
CCAGUCAGGAGACAUUUAGAGACCCUGCAGUCCAUAGCGAAGCCAGAGGAAAUCUGCUGUCUCAGCCUCCCUUGAUCCGCACAGUAUGGGCCGGCAGUCUUCAUUCUUGGUCAUCUCUGUAUUGCUGGGAAUCUUGAGCAGGGUUCAUUGUGCUCAGGUGGAUAACUGGAAGAACGCCAAGAAUAUAUAUGAAUUCUCCGCUACAGACAUCGAUGGCAAUCUAGUCUCCCUUGAGAAAUACAGGGGCUUUGUCUGCAUCAUUGUGAAUGUAGCAUCAAAGUGAGGAAAAACUCCUGUAAACUACACUCAGCUUGUCAACCUUCACGCCAACUAUGCUGAGAAAGGUUUACGCAUCCUUGGGUUUCCCUGCAACCAGUUUGGAAAACAGGAACCUGGGGAUGAAUCUCAAAUAAAGGACUUUGCUGCCUCAUACAAGGUGGAGUUUGACAUGUUUAGUAAGAUUGAUGUCAACGGCGAUGGCGCCCACCCUCUGUGGAAAUGGAUGAAGACUCAAUCCAAGGGGAGGGGUACCCUUGGGGAUGCUAUCAAGUGGAAUUUUACCAAGUUCCUGAUCGACAGAGAGGGUUUUGUGGUGAAGAGAUACAGUCCUAUGGAGGAUCCAGUUGUCAUAGAAAAAGAUCUUCCGCGCUAUCUGUAAGAUGUUCCAUACUCCCAGUUUCUGACAGUUGACGGCAGUCUUCAGUCCCAAUAAUGAUGGUAUGCUUCAAAACCUUUAAUGGGGAGGCGAACCGGAAGGUGUUUUGGCGUGCACCUGUGGAGGGAGACUGUACUUUGCUUUCAGGACUUGAAGCAUGGAUCAAGAAAUACUAUUUAAAUAAAAGCACUUAAACUUUCA